AUGUGUGAAACACGUUGGGUAGAUCGUCACGAAAGUAUGUUGAGAUUCAAAGAUUUAUACGAAGUUAUAGCUUAUGCAUUACAUAAUCUCGAAAAUAAUCAUAAUACAGAAACAUCACAACUCGCUUUUCAAUUAUCUAAGACUCAUCGCUCGUCUCAAUUUAUAAUAGCAUUAUAUAUCAUAGAAAAACUUUUUGCCUUUACAUUUCCAUUAUGUAAUGCAUUACAAAAAUUGAUUCCAAAUCUCCUCAACAAAUUUAAACCUAGUUAUAAUGAUUUUGAAAAAUGUAUAGACUUUUAUAAAGAUGUUUUACCCAGUUACAAUACAUUUGAAUCAGAAUUAAAAGUAUGGACAGAAAAAUGGAAAAAAGUUCUUCAGAAUGAGGUUCCAAAGUCUUCUAUUGAUACUUUCAAUAAAGUAUCCGUUGAUUUUUUUCCAAAUAUAAGAUUUGCCCUCAUGUCAAUUCAUUGCAGUAUUUCAAUAGACACUGAAGAAGUGAUUAAUAAUUUUGCAAUGCUGCCUCGAAAAUUGGAUUUUUUUGCUUUAAUUUAA
Molecule: messenger RNA, 552 nt
Organism: Macrosiphum euphorbiae (potato aphid)
Lineage: Eukaryota; Metazoa; Arthropoda; Insecta; Hemiptera; Aphididae
Source: the annotation of a GenBank genome assembly